Aspergillus versicolor CBS 583.65 is the source of this 1788-nucleotide messenger RNA. RefSeq names its product arylsulfatase. The transcript has 3 exons. Gene Ontology annotation, molecular function: arylsulfatase activity. The record is from RefSeq and is a predicted model, not a curated record. The coding region runs from base 10 to 1671 and encodes 553 amino acids. Lineage: Eukaryota; Fungi; Ascomycota; Eurotiomycetes; Eurotiales; Aspergillaceae.
GCCGCCGUGAUGAAACGCCCAAACUUCCUCGUCAUCGUCGCGGACGACCUUGGCUUUUCGGACGUGGGUGCAUACGGCGGAGAGAUCAGGACCCCCAAUAUCGACAGACUUGCCAAGGGAGGAACCCGAUUCACUGACUUUCACGCUGCCUCUGCCUGCUCUCCGACGAGAUCGAUGCUGCUGAGCGGCACCGAUAAUCAUAUCGCUGGCUUGGGGUCGAUGGCCGAGGAUAUGCAAGACAACCAGAAAGGCCAGCCAGGGUACGAAGGGUAUUUGAACCACCGAGUUGCUGCUCUGCCAGAGCUCCUCCAAGACAAUGGCUAUCACACCCUGAUGUCGGGAAAGUGGCACCUUGGCCUUACACCUGAUCGAUGGCCCUGUAGGAGGGGCUUUGAUCGCUCUUACACAUUACUGACUGGAGCCGCCAAUCACUUCGGCUGGGAACCCCAACUCCAGGAGGCUGAGGGAAAGCCUUCGAUUAUGUCAAAGAUCGACGUGUUCUAUGCAGAAGACGAUCAGCAUAUCGCCCCAGAAGACUUAGGGCAAGAUUUCUAUUCCUCGGAAAGGUUCACAAGCAAACUGAUUGAGUACCUUUCUGACCGCCGACAAAAUCAAGAGACUAAAUCCAAACCUUUCUUUGCGUAUCUCGCCUACAGUGCGCCGCAUUGGCCGUUACAAGCCCCCGAGCACGACAUUCUGGAUUACAGAGGCGUUUACGACGACGGCCCUGAAGCUCUUAGACAACAGCGGCUAGCGAGGCUGAAGCAGCUUGGUUUGAUUCCUCAUCAUACUGUUCCCCAUGACGUUAUUGCGGUUGGCGGGCAGAGCCUAUCCAGAGAAUGGAGCACGUUGAAUGCCGAAGAAAGACGACGCUCUUGUCGAACCACGGAGUGUUUUGCUGGCAUGGUACAGAAUAUGGACAGGCAAAUUGGACGUGUGCUCGACCAUCUGACACAGACGGGUGAGCUUGAAGACACAGUGGUGCUGUUUAUGUCAGAUAACGGCGCCGAAGGCCUACUCCUGGAAGCCAUUCCCCUGAUUAAAGGCGAUGUGCACGAUCAUAUCGCCAAAUACUAUGAUAAUUCCCUGGAUAACAUGGGUAAGAAGAACUCUUUCGUGUGGUAUGGGCCACAUUGGGCCUCAGCUGCAACAGCACCUAGCCGCUUAUACAAACUUUUCACCACGGAGGGUGGUGUGAGGGUGCCCCUUAUUCUCAACUAUCCGCGGCUGACCACUACGCAAGGCGGGAUUGACGGUUCCUUUUGUACAGUGAUGGACAUUAUGCCAACUAUCCUGGAUCUCGCUGGUGUCCAUCAUCCGGGAACAAUGUACAAAGGGCGGCCAGUUGUGCCCAUGCGCGGGAAGUCCUGGGUUCAGUAUCUGCGGGGCAUCACGACACAGAUUCAUCCCGAUGACUUUGUCAUGGGAUGGGAGCUUUACGGCAGGCAGGCCAUAAGACAGGGCGACUAUAAAGCGGUUUACAUCCCUAAGCCAUAUGGACCGGAGAAGUGGCAGCUCUAUAACUUGAGAGACGACCCUGGAGAAACCAAUGAUCUAGGGGAGCUGAAGCCCAGGGUUUUGAAAGCCUUAUUAUUGCAGUGGGAUCGAUACUCAAUGGAAGUGGGGAUGGUCGCAGGGGGGAGUAUGCCUUUUGUGAAGGCAGAGCUAUAACUCGAAGCAGAUCUCCUAGCGGUAUUUGUUGCUACAGACACCACGAUAGUUGAUAAUAGAGCAUCAUGCAAUGUAAUUUGAAAUGCUUGCAGGGGCCAACCCAAUAUUCAAAUAUCA